Messenger RNA from Suillus subaureus, 1591 nucleotides. RefSeq lists its product as uncharacterized. NCBI's taxonomy places the organism in Eukaryota, Fungi, Basidiomycota, Agaricomycetes, Boletales, Suillaceae. The record is from RefSeq and is a predicted model, not a curated record. The transcript has a single exon. The coding region runs from base 172 to 1302 and encodes 376 amino acids.
ACAAAGGCCAAACCUGGCCGACCAAGGAAAUACGCCGUUAGAUCCAUUCACGACGACCCCCUGCCACCUGCAGUUAUCAGUCCAUCAUCUCCGGUGGCUCGCGCAAUCAGUCCAAUCCUCAAACCUGACAUCCUUCCCGCGAGCGAUGCGAACAAUGACCAUGAAUUUGACAUGGGGGUCAGUGCUAUUGACGAGUCUUACUCAUUUGCACAAGCGAUAGACGAGGUCGCUUACACGUAUCGUGGCCCGCCAGUAUUAAUGUUCGAGACAAGCCCACUCCACACCCUUUCCAAAGCGGUGCCAGAUCUGAGAACCGAUGGAGCUGAACUAGGUUUAUCGCCACGCAAGGCUUCUGCCGACCCUUUGUCACCGAAUGCUUAUACACUCUCAGCCACUGAGCGGGUGGCACUUUAUCAACUUCUUUCUGGAGCCUUUGGCCCUCCUCGUGACAUUCAGGAAUGCGCCGGUACAUACAAAAAUUACAUGCUGGAACGGUCGCAACUUUACUACGAGGGGCUUCUUGCAGUGCCUUACCAAAACUCUCGUUAUAAUGACAGAAGACCAGCUUCUUCCGACAAUCACCAAUCGGUUCCUUGCAGCGAGUAUAGACGCUGGGUUAAUCCGGGAGAGUUCUGCAUAAUGGAUGACAAAGCUUCGGUCAGGAAUUCCAAGCCGGUCAAACCUGACACGAGUACGAUCAGGCAGAAAGCACAAGUCCUCUCUUAUACCAACUUUGACACAGAUAACGAAGCGCAUCCCUUGGACACGUUGUUCCCAAUAUUUGACCUGAAUAGGACCAGCGUCGAUGAUUCAAUCGGGGAAUCACCUGUUAUCCGCAGUCGGCGCCAAUCCUACGUACCUUUAGAUUUCUAUUUCCUUCCGAACGAGGAAAGGGGUGAGGCUGAGGAUCUCCUUCUGGAUGCUGCAUCUAACUCGGGCGUCCCUGAACUUCCCAACCAUUCGGUCUCAUUAGAGUCGAAGAUCCGUGGAGGAUCUCUCCACGGACAUCCGGAUUUCCCAGGAUCUCCGCCACUGCUGCCUUCGGCUGAGUUUCACCAUGUCGAUGUCAACCCGCGCCCCGCGCCCCCGUUACAACAACCGGCUUCCUCACCGAACGUCGAUGAAACCAGUGCCAUUACAUUGGCCAAGCACAAAAGUAGCCGAAAAAGUAUAGCUCCACAAACCCGCUUCGCUCCCUGCACUCCACAGAAGCACCUACGUGAAUGUGACAGGAUCAGGACCAGAUCCUUUACGUCCCGCAGCGCUAGAACUCGGACGACUUCUGCUGGCGGAGGAAUAUAACAAAACAAUAGCCAUCUGACGGUGUGAGAUGAUGGACUUCGCCGGUAAGUUCGACCUAUAUCCUGAUCCAGUGUGCACCACUUAUCCAUUGAUUGAUAUAGCAAAUGUUUCAUGUUUAUUUAACAGCAGUUCUACUUUUGACUUAGGCCGCGCAAAAUCGUCAAUCUUCGCGAACCCCUGAAUUCCCAGCGUCACCUCAUACCAUCGCACGACUUGUCCUUGGAUUCCCAGAUCCUAAAGGCGGUUUCAUGUUCCAUAUUGACAUUCUCUUUACGGUACCAUUUUACGA